UUUGAUUAAGGCCAAUACAACUGUAGCCUCGCAGCUCUGUGUCGUGGUUGGUCGGAACUGUCUCCUUGCGAUAAUGUAGCGAGUGUCCGGCUCUGGCUACUCCUGGAGUUUUGCGAGCCUAGCAGCAACUGGAUCAUCAAUCAGUCCCAGAUGCGUCUGUGAACUAGCGGGCUAGAUUUCCCAUCCGCAAUGGUACACAGUAUAGGAGUGGAAAGGUGCUUGAAACGUCGUUUGUUGGCACGGUGGUGAUGGUGUUGAAAAGGGUAGGGGAGGUGGCUUGCCGGGAUGGUUGGAUGGCAGGAUUUGUAGGUAGCGGGAUGUAGAUUUCAGGACAGGGCUGGUGUUGGUGAAUAGGAGGGUGAGGUGUGACUUACGAUGGUGCAGACCACAUCGAACUCGUCGUCCGCUGUAGGACCGAGGGUGGGAGGGCAGCUGUUGCACGAUUUGGAAGCCCUAAACCAGGCGUUGUAUCAAGCAGGGCAGAGUAAAGGCGAUGGCAGAGUGUUGGCGAGGAGAGAGACGAUGCCAGCUUGGGUAGAAGUUGAACAUGGCGCAGAGGUCGAAGCUGGUGAUUCUCUUGGAAGUUUGUUGAGGGGAUCGCAUCCGAAACCUCCGGUGGCCACCAAGGGUGCUGGAGGUUCUUUAUUGGACUCAGGGAAGAUGACAGAGAUUGGGAAAGAUAGGAAUGAAAAUCCGAAGGGACUGCAGGGGUGGCAUUCGCAAGGGUUUGAGAAAAACUAUCCCGACAUGAGCAGUGUUUCUGAAUACAGGGACGGUAAUGCUGAUUUCAGACAGAAGCUGGGAGCUCCCGCCGACAAGAAGAAAGGGGUUUGGGGCUGGAAGCCGUUUCAAGCGUUCGCGCAUGUGGGGCAGAAGAAGUAUAAUUGCCUGUUCACGGUCCAUGUGCAUGGGAUUGAGGGAUUGCCUAUCUCAAUGAACGGUCUUCGUCUGGGAGUUCAUUUUGCAAAGAAAGAUGACGCCGGUGUCCAGACUAUGCCCGCUAGGGUUUUUAAAGGGCAUGCCGAAUUCCAAGAGACUCUUAAUACGCGGUGCACCCUACAUGGGGCCAAGAAUGGUGCGAAGGGUAUGAAGUGGGAGACUAAACAGUUCAUACUCUCAGUGAUCGCUCUUGAUGUUGAUGAGCUGGUACUUGGUAGACAUAAAUUGGAGCUUACUAGAUUGUUACCAGAGACGAUUGAGGAUGACGAUGAUAAGCAGGAUUCCUGGACGACGAGUUUCAAACUCUCAGGAAAGGCGCAAGGUGCCACUCUUGUCGUCACUUUUGGCUGCGAGAUCCAGGGCAAGGAUUCGCAGAAUCUAAGUGCAACAUCAAGCGCAAGAUUUGGAGAAUCGCCAGUUUUACGUGCUACGCGAUCGUUCAAUAGUUUGCCCAAUUCCGGUCAUGCAACUCCAUCCCGAUAUGCGUUGGAGCCCCAUCACUCUCCAUCAACGUCAGAGCUCUCAGCAGAACAUAAUGGUAUGGAGCGCUUGAGUCUUGAUGAUCAGGACAUUGCUUACGGUAUUGUUAAAGGGGAUAUCUACUCCGAUUCUCGAGCCGACAAUCCUGAGGUCGCAAACAUAUAUGCAUACAAGGAGCCGAAUGACAACCUUCAGGCCGGUAGAAAGAAAGAAGAGGAGGAAGAAGAAGACGAACUUGAAUUUUCAAUUGUCGAUAAAGGAGUAGAAAUAGGCGUAAUAUUAGACAAUGUCUCUGCCCGAAGUUAUGAUGCAUUCGAAGAAGAGGAUAUGCGAGGUUCUGAGGAGAAACAUGGUGCAGAAGGUGUCAAUAUCUCAUCUCACGACGAACUGUACCAUGAUGACCCAUAUCAAAAUACAGGGGACCAGUACGAAGAAAAUGAAGAUGCGAAGGAGGCUUCACCUAGUGGUGCAGAAGUGGAUUUAUUUCAGGCAGAGCAGCUUGACAAACAGAUCACUGAGUACGAAGAUGUUGAUACUGUCGAGCAUACGUCGAAAUCGAUUGACGAGGAACAAGAAAUGGAAGAGCUUCUGGCUGCUUUCGUUGAAAAAACGCGUGAAUCAGAUGCAGAGGGCACUCUUACUCCAGAUUAUAUGGCGGAGCAGGAACUGCUCUCAAUGCUUCCUGCUGGGGAUGAGUUGGACUGGGAGGCUGCUAAGAGAACACCCCAAAAUAAGAUGCUCGAGUCAGACGACGAAUUCGACCCUGUUGCGGGUGAAUUUCUCAGCCUUUUAGCAAGUGAAACACGACCAUCUCCAGUAGCUCGUUCUGACAGUGAACCAGACUCUCCCCGUGCUCUGUUGCUGAAGCAGUUUGAGAAGGAGGCCUUGAUCGAAAGUGGUUUAGGGUUGAGUUUGAAAAUGCCAGAAUUACCAUCUUCUGCUCAACAAUCUGUGGUUCCAGAUUUUUACCUGGAUGGUAUCCCUAGUGAUGGUAUUACUGAUGCUCAAGCUACUGAUGACUCUCUUCAUACGCAUCAACAUGUUACAUCUGAGGACCUCAACAAUUUAGGUUGGGGCAGUGACGAAGACGUCGAAUUGGCUUCUAUUAUGGAAGCUGCUGAAUCAGAGCUCCAAAAGGCGACGCAAUCAAUGCGCAGCAAAAAUAGAGCCAAAAUGUUAGAAGACGCAGAGACAGAGGCUCUAAUGCAAGAGUGGGGCUUAAACAAAAAAGUUUUUGAGGCAUCUCCUAGGUCCUCGCAUGCAGAUGACACUGGCAGUCCCUAUGCCAUGGUUUCAUGUGACCCACCACCUCUGGGGUUUGGUCUUGGUUCGGAGGUCCCAACGCGAGACGGGGGUUCUUUGAGAUCUAUGAACCCCGCUAAUUUUCAGGGUGCAAGUAAUAGCAAGCUAGUUAUGCAGGUGUCCAAACCUGUUGUAGUGCCUAUGGAUGCGGGAGCCGGCUCCUUGGCUAUCUUGCAACGGAUGGCAGCUGCAGGUAUGGAUGGAAUGACAGAUCAGGCCAUGUUGACAAUGCCCUUGGAUGAUAUUACAGGCAAGAGUGUGGAGCAAAUUGCAAGUGAGGGGUUUGCUGCCUUCAAAGGAAGUCGACAGGGGCAAGAACAAAUUGGGUAUGCGGCUUCAGAGGGUGGGCAUGGACAACUCAGUCUGGAGUAUACUCAAGGUAAUUACGGUGCAAUGACUGCACAUGCAGGAUCAAGUUUGGCAAAGACAUCUGGAGGUCGCUCGAGUUUUGGGGCCUUGGCUACUCAAUCAGGGUCUCGCAAAAGUAAUCCCGCUCUCGGUGAUGAUACGUUCAUGUCAUUGGAAGAUUUAGCGCCCAUGGCAAUGCAAAAGAUAGAAGCUUUAGCCCUGGACGGGUUGAAGAUUCAAUCAGACAUGGCUGAGGAGGAAGCACCAUAUGCGGUGGAACCCCUUUCGUGGCAGGAAAGGCCUGCAAUAGAAGGUGGCUCUAGCAGAAGACAGAGAGGUGGAAACUCUUUUGACGAUCCCUCAAGUAUGAGGCUCUUGGAAGGUGGGAGUGCAGAUAGUUCUGGAAUGUUGGACGACGACUUUUCGAUGGCCAUAUCGUUGGAUGAGUGGAUGAGGCUGGACGCUGGUGUGGUUGACGAGGAUGAUAUUAAUGGCAAUGCUAUGGCAUUAGUGGCUACUCACCGUGCUACUCAUGGGGAUAUUGUACCUAGCAAAAUGAAAAGCAGUAAGCAAGGGGGUAAGCAGAAAGAAGAUGGGUCAAAUGAGAUCGGUGGGCUUAUGGGUGAUACCAUCACUCUAGCUAUGCUAGUGCAACUUCGGGAUCCUCUCCGGAAUUUUGAGCCUGUCGGAGCUCCUAUGAUGGCUCUUGUCCAAGCUGAAAGAGUUGUAGUUCCUCCAAUGCCCAAACUGAGAUUAGGUAGACGGAUUUCCCUGAUUGGGAACAAUGAAGGAUACGACGAUGAGGAUAGCCGUUCACGCCAGCCGCAGUUCAAGAUUAGAGAGGUAACUUUAUCAGGUGUGAAAGCCAGUGAUGAGUCCGCUAGUGACAAAAAGCAACAAACUUCGGCAUUACAAAUAGGAUGGGGCACCCCAAAACAACAGCAAUCAGGUUCUCGCUGGCUUGCUGCAAGUGGAAUGGCCAAGAAUUCUAAGCAGCAGUCUUUCGCGAAACCGAAAGCCGGUAUGCCAAAGAGCAACGCCCCCAAUGUCAACGUACCUAACAACGCCCUAGCUUUUCCAGUUACUAGCAAAAGCUCCACCACUUCCACCACUUCCACUAAAAGCGACUCUUUGUGGAGUAUUUCUGCAAAGAUUGGUUCCAAAUGGGGAGCACCGACUGCUCAAAAAGUUCGAAACCCAGAUGUUGCCAUGCCGAAGUUUGGUUGGUUUGGUAAGAAAAAAUAGGGUGUGCUUGUCAGUACAACUUCUGAUGCUUUCUUAAGUUUCUAUCGUACUUAGUGUUGUCUCAGGAGACCCUUGCGUGUGCAGAGUGUGCUGUACUAAUCAUGACCUCAGUGAGGCAGUUUGUACAAGUUAGCAAUGAACCAGAGGUUUCACACCAGGUGCCAUUGCUUAGUGUCGUGGUUGCUUAAUGCAGUCUACCAUCUUUGUAUGUUAUCUUCUGGGAGUAGCAAUUACUAGAUCUGUUGACGUUUUUCUCUCAAGACGUGGCUUUAAUUUUUUUUCUUCUUUCUUUUCCCUUUAUUAAACAAUCAUUAGUCUCAGAGCUAUAUUGGUUUUGACUGCUAGUCCAAGAGGAAAAGCUUAAGGACCGAAAGAGUACGGGUUGUGUUUUUAUUUUUUAAAAGUUAAUGUCUUAGAAGAAAGGCUUCCUGUAAUAUUAAGUUCUGCCUUGGCUAUGCUCUUUCUUCACUAAUUCAGAUAUCAGUAAAUGCUACGGAGGAUACUAAGAGUUGACAGGUUUGAAGUUUUAUGGACAUAUGGGCAACCAGUGCGAUGUUUACUCCAUAUCAUUUGAAAAAUACUAUAUUAUAUUCUUAUA
Molecule: messenger RNA, 4912 nt
Organism: Physcomitrium patens
Lineage: Eukaryota; Viridiplantae; Streptophyta; Bryopsida; Funariales; Funariaceae
Product: protein PLASTID MOVEMENT IMPAIRED 1-RELATED 1
Source: RefSeq, a predicted model, not a curated record